This is a messenger RNA of Caenorhabditis auriculariae, 364 nucleotides long. The record is from the annotation of a GenBank genome assembly. NCBI's taxonomy places the organism in Eukaryota, Metazoa, Nematoda, Chromadorea, Rhabditida, Rhabditidae.
AUGACAGUGGUGUCAAAACCACAAGUCUCCCACAAGAAAGCCGUGGCUGUCUGUCUCAAAGGCCUGGACUAUCAGGUCAGUUUUUUUGAAAGUUUUUCUAUUUCGAUGAUCAGUUCCGUUUUUCUAAAAAAUAUUUUUCCCCGGACAGCAGCGAAAAAAAAAAUUCUAGACGGACUUUGCACUGCGGCUUCUGGAAUGGUUCGAGGCGCAGUUUCUAUUCGGCGCAGACACAAUCGGAGUUUACACUUACUUUCUCGGGCCAUCCACUCGCAAAGUAUUGGAGCACUAUGAACGCGAAGGGAAAAUCUCUGUGGUUAGUCGUUUUUCCUCAACAAACCUUCUACUCUAUUGUGAGACCUCAUAA